Gadus macrocephalus (Pacific cod) is the source of this 2164-nucleotide messenger RNA. RefSeq names its product exostosin-like glycosyltransferase 2 (gene extl2). NCBI's taxonomy places the organism in Eukaryota, Metazoa, Chordata, Actinopteri, Gadiformes, Gadidae. The transcript has 5 exons. The record is from RefSeq and is a predicted model, not a curated record. Gene Ontology annotation, molecular function: glycosyltransferase activity. The coding region runs from base 137 to 1207 and encodes 356 amino acids. Gene Ontology annotation, cellular component: membrane.
AGUACGAUGAUUCCUAACACUACCGCAAGCUGUUAGCUGGUUAGCCAAUAGCAGAGCUGCUCUUCCAUCCGCUUUCUGGUGCCUUUCAACAAACUGUGGAAUCUAUAUAUAAUGCUAAAUCAACAGUGACGACAAAAUGAGGGUCCCCCGUGCCUGCAUCAACCUCAGGAGAAUUCAUUUAGUUUGGCCUCUCCUGCUGCUGCUCUUGGUCGGUGCGGCUCUUACCGCUCUCCUGCCGCCCGCCGAAGAGCAGAGCCGCACCAAUGAUGUUCUUGGGGUGUUACGAAGAGCAGCAGCCAACAAACCCUUACCUGACAAUCAUGUCUACAGUACAGAAGAAACGGAGGAGAAAUUUACUAUUGUCAUUCAGACCUUUAACCGAACAGACAUUCUUCUUAAAUUGCUAAACCAUUACCAGGCAAUGCCUCAUCUCCAGAAAAUAAUCAUAGUCUGGAAUAAUGUCGGAGAGCAGACGCCCCAAAAGCUUUGGAACUCCCUGGGACCACAUCCUGUGGAGGUGAUCUUCAAGGAGCAGAGUACCAACCAAAUGCGAAACCGACUUCAAGUAUUUCCGGAGAUUGAUACAGAUGCUGUGUUGAUGCUGGAUGAUGACACCCUGGUCAGUGUCCCGGACAUCAGUUUUGCUUUUUCUGUCUGGAAGCAAUUUCCCGAUCAAAUUGUUGGGUUUGUACCUCGAAAACACGUGGUCACAGCAGGAGGAACCUAUACCUAUGGUAGCUUUGAGCUGCAAGAUCCAGAGAUUGGUGGAGGAGACAGGUACUCCAUGGUGCUGAUCGGUGCUGCUUUCUUCCACGGCCGCUACCUGCAGCUCUUCCAGGACCAACCUCAAGCAGUGCACCAGCUGGUGGACGAAACACAAAACUGCGACGACAUCGCCAUGAACUUCGCCGUUUCCCUCUAUUUAGCGCAACAGCCGAGGUCGUUCCAGGGCAUGCCGAGGUCAAAGGGCAUCGUGGCCAGCCGGCCGUCGGGGGUGUUCGUCAAACCCGUGGACUUCCGUAACCUAGAGAAGGAGGCGGGCAGUGGGUACCUGGGGAUGUGGCAUCGGCCCGAACACCUCCUCCAGAGGUCCUACUGUCUGAACAGGCUGGUGCAGAUCUACGGCUCAAUGCCCCUCUGCUUCUCCAACCUCAUGCUCUGCCAGUUUGGAUUCCCCAGCUACGCUAACCACAAGAAUAAAGGCUGACGUCGGGGAUGCCGUAGUGGUGUGAUGGCAAGCCGCUGGGGCCAUCACGGAAAGAAGGACUCGAGGAACACUCUUGUAAGUGUAGGGGCCUUGACUGUCAGGGUCGGAGUGGGGGUUUCGGUUUUCAAGACUCAAGGUUUGGGGCUUUUAUUUGUGUUUUCAACACAGGAUACAGAUAAGGAAUGCAGGAUACACUCAGAGAUUGUUUUGCCACGCUUAUUUUGCCAAUUUCUCAAGAAUUAAUUAAGAAUUGUUGAGAGCUGAUUAGAAGGAUACCUCAGUGAAGAUACAAAGUGGUGAUAAAAUGGGAAAUGUUUCAUCCUUUGACAUCUUCAGGGAAAAUAUAGAACUAUAAACACUGCCUGUUCAUAUUCUUGACUGUGUUUCUCAGUCAAAAGACACACAAAAAAUCUGAUGGAUGGAACUGAUCAAUUAAGUCUUGAUGAUCUGUUGUUGCCUCAGUGGAAAUACAGGAGUAACAAGAAGCAGUUUUGAAAGAUGGACGCAAACAAACCUGUUCGGUCUAAGAGGGUCAUUAGUGUUAACAUACAUGUUAAGCUUUGACAAUAUCUCAAAUAAGAGUUUGUUGCCUGUUUUGCCUUUCUAACAAAAUGAGGUACAUUUUCUGUAAGGUAAAUUUUUUAUACUUGAAUCCAUUUCAACAAGCAUUUUUGUUAAGUCUCCAUAAUAUUAAGAUUCAUCUUGAAUGAACUGGUCUAAUAAAUUACCUGCCAUAUUUAUAAAUGUAUGAUUGCAAUGUAGUUAAGAAAUGCUUCAACGGUUUUUGGUCCUGUAAUGCAAGGAUAGCUCAUAAACCUGUCAAUUUGUUAACUAUUCAGAAGUUUAAUAAGCUAUUAACUGACAAUUACAUGGAUUAUAUGAUUUUGAUUAAUGCAUGCAAAUGUAUACCUCAAUUUAUGCUGGAUGUUAUUAAAUAAACUAAAGUUAUUGAAAUUC